Toxorhynchites rutilus septentrionalis is the source of this 3421-nucleotide messenger RNA. It is a transcript of the gene AlaRS, whose product is annotated as alanine--tRNA ligase, cytoplasmic. Gene Ontology annotation, molecular function: amino acid binding; aminoacyl-tRNA deacylase activity; alanine-tRNA ligase activity. Gene Ontology annotation, biological process: tRNA modification; alanyl-tRNA aminoacylation. Gene Ontology annotation, cellular component: cytoplasm; mitochondrion. The record is from RefSeq and is a predicted model, not a curated record. Lineage: Eukaryota; Metazoa; Arthropoda; Insecta; Diptera; Culicidae. Bases 314 to 3217 code for a protein of 967 amino acids. The transcript is spliced from 3 exons.
GACAAAUAUAAACAGUCAGCCCCUGCUACGGCAAAACACACCGCUCCAUUUCAUUCAUUCAUGUGCUCGGCUCGUUACCGUGCGGUCAGGAAAGUUACUGUUCGUGGCUUGUGGCACGUCUAUUCUCCCCGUCGUGUGUAUGUGUGCUGAAGGGACCAGUUUAAAACGUGGAUCGACUCGGUUAAGGAAAAACUCUAAUCCAAGUUGUUUAUUCGAUCUUCGCUACGAUUAGAGCAAGGAUUUUUAUUUCCCUAUAAACAUCGAAGACAUUGUAUCGAUUCAUAUUACUGCAAUCGAAGACUCGAAUAGAAAAAUGGAUACUUCCUUGACAGCGAAGCAGAUUCGGGAUAUUUUCCUGAAUUUCUUCAAGGAGAAGGAGCAUCUGUAUGUGCACUCGUCCUCGACGAUCCCGCUGGAUGAUCCGACUCUGCUCUUUGCUAACGCCGGGAUGAACCAGUUCAAGCCCAUUUUCCUGGGAACCGCCGAUCCGAACAGCGAUAUGGCCAAAUGGGUUCGCACAGCCAACACCCAGAAGUGCAUCCGUGCCGGUGGCAAGCACAACGAUUUGGACGAUGUCGGAAAGGAUGUUUAUCAUCAUACGUUCUUCGAGAUGUUGGGAAAUUGGUCGUUUGGAGAUUAUUUCAAGAAGGAAAUUUGCACAUGGGCUUGGGAGUUGUUGACCGAUCGGCUGAAGCUGCCGAAGGAUCGCUUAUACGUGACGUACUUUGGUGGUGCACCGGAAUCUGGUUUGGAGCCGGAUUUGGAAUGUCGCGAGAUUUGGUUGAAGCUGGGCGUUAAGGAGGAGCACAUUCUGCCGGGAAGCAUGAAGGAUAACUUCUGGGAGAUGGGAGAGACUGGCCCGUGUGGACCGUGCUCGGAGUUGCACUUCGAUCGUAUUGGAGGUCGCAGUGUUCCCGAGCUGGUCAAUAUGGAUGAUCCGGAUGUGCUUGAGAUAUGGAACUUGGUGUUCAUCCAGUUUAAUCGGGAGCAGGAUGGAUCCCUGAAGCUGCUUCCCAAGAAACACAUCGACUGUGGAAUGGGUUUCGAGCGAUUGGUUUCGGUUAUUCAGGACAAACGAUCGAACUACGAUACGGAUGUGUUCGUGCCGUUGUUUGAAUCGAUACAGAAGGGAACAGGUGCUGCAGAUUACAAAGGACGCGUUGGAGCCGAUGAUGUGGAUGGUAUUGAUAUGGCUUACCGUGUGCUAGCCGAUCAUGCUCGUACCAUAACGAUUGCCCUCGCUGAUGGCGGCUUUCCGGAUAACACCGGUCGGGGCUACGUGCUGAGACGAAUUCUGCGUCGCGCGGUGCGUUACGCAACCGAAAAACUCAACGCAAAGCCCGGAUUUUUCGCGACGCUUGUGGAUACUGUUGUGCUCCUCCUGGGGGAUACUUUCCCGGAAGUCAAGAAGGACCCACAACAUAUCAAGAACAUCAUCAACGAAGAGGAGCAGCAGUUUUUGAAGACGCUGACGCGUGGUCGUAAUCUGCUGAAUCGCACCAUCGCCAAGCUGGGUGACAGCAAGAUCAUUUCGGGUGACGUUGCCUGGCGUCUUUACGAUACGUACGGCUUCCCUGUGGAUUUGACUCAGCUGAUGGCCGAGGAGAGAAACAUGAGCAUUGAUAUGGAAGGGUAUGAAAAGGCCAAACAUCAGUCCUAUAUUCUGUCACAAGGCAAGGAAAAAUCUAAGACGGCGACCGUUGAUCUGGAUGUGCACGCAAUCUCCGAGCUACAGGAGAAAAAGAUUCCCGUCACGGACGAUUCCUUCAAGUACCGGUAUAAGGCCGAGAGCAUCGAUCCAUUAGCGCAAUAUAUCUUCGAAGAAUGCAGCGGAAAGGUGCUUGCUCUACGAUAUAACAAUGAAUUCGUCGAGGAGAUCCAGACCGGACAGGAAUGUGCUGUGAUUUUGGACAAAACCAACUUCUACGCGGAGAGCGGUGGACAAAUUUACGACCAGGGAUAUUUAGUUAAGACCAGCGACGAGAGCACCGAGUUCAACGUGAAUCUGGUCUACAAUCGGGGCGGAUACAUUCUGCACAUUGGAGUCGUCGAAGGAACGCUGCACGUUGGGGAUGAGGUCGCAUGCCACAUGGAUGUCACCCGCCGACAGCUAACGAUGAAAAACCAUUCUGCUACUCACGCUCUGAACCAUUCGCUGCUGAAGGUGCUCGGACAGGAUACAGACCAACGGGGUUCUCUGGUUGUUCCCGAGAAACUGCGGUUUGAUUUUACCAACAAAUCUGCGAUGACGAUCGAACAGGUCGCAGAGGCGGAACGGCUCACCCGGGAGGUGGUCAAGAAGAAUGUACAGGUUUAUGCUAAAGAAGCCAACCUCGCCGUGGCAAAGUCCAUCAACGGGUUGCGAUCAGUUUUCGAUGAAGUCUACCCGGACCCGGUGCGUGUCAUCUCGUUUGGUGUCCCUGUGGAAGAGCUCGAAACUCAUCCAGAGGGUAUAGCCGGAACGGAAACCUCGGUCGAGUUUUGUGGUGGAACUCAUCUGCAUCAAUCUGGUCACAUUGUGGAUUUUGUCAUCGCCACUGAGGAAGCAAUCGCCAAGGGAAUUCGUCGGAUUGUCGCUUUGACCGGUCCAGAGGCGGUUAAGGCCCUCAAGAAAACCGAACUGCUAGAGAAUGAAAUGAACGCACUAAAAUCGAUUAUCGAAGCCGAUAAGACCGGAAAGGAUUCCAAAGAGCACGUGAAGAAGAUCGUUGAACUAUCCGAAGACGUUUCUCAAGCGGUUGUUCCGUAUGUGAAAAAAGAUGAAAUCCGAAAUGUGUUGAAAUCGCUGAAGAAGACACUUGAUGACAAGGAACGCGCCGCCAGAGCAGCGGUUGCCACCACCGUCGUAGAAAACGCAAAAGAAUUGUCUUUGGCAAACAAGGACGCACCAUUCCUGGUACACCGAUUGGAGGCCUUCAACAACACCAAAGCGCUCGAUUUGGCGCUGAAGGAAGUGCGCAAAAUUAAUGCCGAGCAGUCGGCCCUGUUUGUGUCUUCCGAUCCGGACACGAAAAAAAUCUUCUGUCUGGCAUCCGUCCCCAAAUCUGCCGUCGAAAAGGGCCUUAAAGCGAACGAAUGGAUUUCGCACAUCUCACCCAGCCUGGGAGGCAAAGGCGGUGGCAAACCGGAAUCUGCACAAGCAUCUGGUGCUAACUACGACAAGGUGGAGGAGAUUCUUGAGCUCGCACGAAAGUUUGCCGCCUCGAAGUUGUCGUAAGCAUCCGUCGGAGCAUACAAAUAGAAUUCCGGGAGAGCAUUUCUGAUUGAAUGAUUAAGUUUACACACAUUGGCAUAUCGAGAAUUCAUGCAUUUGCUUAAAACUAUCGUUAAUUUAUUCCCGUUUCACUUUAGUGACUUUGAAAGGCACGCUUGGUAUUGAAGCUCUUGAAAUCAAAUAAAAACUUGUGUUCCGGCUCGUAAA